Molecule: messenger RNA, 497 nt
Organism: Bombus huntii
Lineage: Eukaryota; Metazoa; Arthropoda; Insecta; Hymenoptera; Apidae
Exons: 2
Coding region: 112-420 (102 amino acids)
Source: RefSeq, a predicted model, not a curated record
CGAUCCGACGGACAGCGACAUAAAUUCCUCAUUGACAGCGGAGCAGGAAUUAAUAUACUCAAGCGAAGAUGCGUAUUACGACCAAGAAUAACAAAAGAACGAAAAUUCUCGAUGGGACACUCUAAAUUUAAAACCAACGAACACGCUUUGAUAAAACUAUUUGGCAAAACUCUAGAAUUUUUUGUGGUAGAAGACAACUUUCCAAUUAUAGAAGACGGCAUACUCGGUUUGCCAGCUCUAUCUAAAUUCAAAUUUGAACUCUCGAAUCAACAAUUAAAACUUGACAAUAAUAUACUUUUAUUGCAACAGGAAAACGACGUACCUCCAAAACAAGCAGUGUCAAAAACAGUCUACCUGGAAGGAAAACCGACAACGAUAUGCUUUAUCAAUGGUGGUCGACGCUCCUCUUUGCCGGAAUAGUAUCCGCGCAAAUAAAUAUUACACCAUUAGAAGGAAACUCUGUAUUCGUAGAAAACAUAGGAAAAGGAUAUUUAUAC